UUUUUUUUUUAUCCUCGCCUUCUCUUGCACGAUCCGGGACGCACGCGAGCCGAUACCAAACGUUACUUUGUGCCACCCGCCCGCCGCGAACUGAACACACACACUCCCACAGAGCUCCCCGCCAAGGGUCACAUCGUCUGCGCCAUGCUCGACGAAAGCCUCCCGACGUACCGCUUCAAAGUGUCGUCGGAAAACCCGCUCAAUACCAUCCUCUACUUCACGCACAACGGCUCCGACCCUUCCGCCGAAUACCUCGUCAAGCGCCCCGCGCCAUCGUCGGCCCCGAACCAGUACGCGCUCGGCCUGCUCGACCCGCAGAACGCCGCCGUCAUCUACGCCGAGGUGCUGCUCAAGCCCGAAUGGACCCAGCCCACCCUCUCCGCCGCCGAAGUCCGCGCCGGCAACGGGCCCGCGUCGCAGUCGCCCGUCACCCCGGACACGUUCGCCCUCUCGCUCUACAACCCGGACCAGACCGUCCCUGUGAAGCUGCAUACCGGCAGCUGGGGCAAGUCGGACUCGUGGGAGUUUGAGAUUCCCGAGCGCACCUUCAAACUGCCCAGCGUGAGCCGCAUCGACCAGGAUGCCGACCGCCCCCCAGUCUCCGAGCUCGUCCCCAAGCUCGUCUUCCGCUGGAAGCGCGAUGGCCGCAAGGACAUGACGUGCUACAUGACGGGCAAGACUGUGGCGGGCAAGAAUAGCAAGGAGCCCGAUAUCACAGUGGCGUUCUUCCGGGGAAAGAACGACUCCAUCUUGACCAUCUACGAACCCAAUAUGGCCCGCGUCGAGGUCGAGGAUCGCAAAGGCCUCGAGAUGGCUCUCCUCCUGAGUGCCGAGGUCAUUCGGGACCUAUGGGUGAACCCACGCAACAACCCUUUCAACAUAUCCAGCUCCGCACCAGCGUCAAGCGGUCGCAGACGCAACACAUCACCGAGGGUUACCACUCCCCCCGGAGCAACAAUGUCUGGUGCGCUAGGAAACCAGCGUCCCUCGUCGCCUCCUCAAACACAAGUCUCUCCAAUCCAGAUGUCUCCCGACGAGACCGCCCGCCGGCAGGCCGAGAUUGAAGCAGAGACACAAAGACUCAAGGCCAUGGUGGCCGAAGAAGAGCGCCAGGCUCGUGAGCGUGAGAGGGUCCAGAAGGAAGAGCGGAAGCGCGCCCAGAAGAUUCAGGAGAGGGAAGAGAAGGAGCGCCGCAAGCGCGAGGCUGAGAUUGACAAGGAGACGGAACGACUCCGCCGCGAGUUCGGUAUGGAAGGUCAGGAGUACACGAGCCCGACCAGUCCGACCAUCCCUGAGCCACGAUUGCCUCCACGCCCCCAACCCCAACUCGGCGUCCCAAACCCAGGGCUUCCUCCGCGUCCAGUAAGCGUCGGGCCGAUGCAGAUGUCCUCGUCGCAACCAUACUUCGCACCGCCCCCACAGCAGUUGCAAGCACCUCCCAGCGGGAACAAUGGCGGGGGGAAGAAACGGCAUGGCCUGGGAGGCCUGUUCCAGAGCGGAGGGCCCUAUGGGGGACCGGCGGCAGCAACCGUGAGCGGAUUCUUUGGCGGCCGGACAGAGGAGGACAAGCGGAAGAAGGUGCAGAAGAAACGGAGCGUGCAUUUCUAAGCAUGUUGAUGGAACUGUUUAGAUUGAUUUUGGGACUUGACAUGUUUACGUGGGUGGGGGAUAUACCAUGGGCCAUGGAAGGAAGGCCUGGGAACAUAUUGGGCUACUAUACGGACACGGGAAUACUGAUGAAAUGAUGACGGUAUCACAAUAUAUUGCUUUUAUUUUCUUA
Ilyonectria robusta is the source of this 1780-nucleotide messenger RNA. RefSeq lists its product as uncharacterized. Bases 145 to 1608 code for a protein of 487 amino acids. The record is from RefSeq and is a predicted model, not a curated record. The transcript has a single exon. Lineage: Eukaryota; Fungi; Ascomycota; Sordariomycetes; Hypocreales; Nectriaceae.